AUGGCUCGUUAUAUAUCAGAGACCUCGCAUGAUGCAGAUGUCGAGGAAUAUGCGGGGGAUCCUACGCUCCACAACGAUGGUAUUUUUAAGAAGCCCGUGGCCACUGCAGACGCCCUAGACAUUGCCCUUGGCGAAAGCAGCAAUGUUGAGUAUACCAUCGAAUCGGACAAUUCUCCUUACCUGGAAGUGCGAGCCAAUGUGCCGAACACGGAUGACCCUACUUUGCCCGUCAACACAUUUCGAAUGUGGUUUCUGGGAGUUGUCUUCACGCUCCUUGGCACAGGCGUCAAUCAGUUCUUUUCUAUGCGGUAUCCCAGUGUGACAAUUACUUCGUUGGUGGCGCAGCUUCUUAGUUACCCUGUGGGAUGUUUCUUUGCCAAAGCCCUGCCCAUCAUGAAGGUGCGCUUGUUUGGGCGCUGGGACUUGGACAUAAACCCGGAUCACCACUUCAAUAUCAAGGAGCACGCUGUGAUUACGAUCAUGUCUAAUCUCAGCUUCAACCAGUCUUGGGCAAGUGCUAUCAUUCAGGCACAAAAGGUGUAUCUCAAGAUGUCAACGCCUGUAGGAUAUCAGAUCCUGCUAUCUCUGUCAAUGCAGUUGUUUGGUCUUGGGCUUGCUGGCUUGUCAUACAGAUACAUCAUCGAGCCGCCUCAGAUGACGGCUGGAAGAUCUCGCGAUAUCGGUUCUUCCUGUUCGUUUGCAUUGGAAGCUUCUGCUGGUAUUGGUUCCCUGGCUAUAUUUUUACUGGUCUCAGUACUUUUGCCUUCAUUUGCUGGGCAGCUCCUAGUCGUCAACAACCUCUUUGGUAUGACCACGGGUCUGGGAUAUAUGCCCACGACGUUCGAUUGGAGCCAGAUUGCGUAUAACACAUCACCCUUGACCAUCCCGUACUGGGCACAGGCCAAUGUCUUUGCCGGCUGGUUUUUGAUAUAUGCUGUGGCGGCCCCAAUCCUUUACUAUACCAACACGUGGUACACAGCAUAUCUCCCACUCACAAGCUCCGAUGCAUAUGACAAUACGGGAAGUGUCUACGACUCGAGUCGCAUCUUGAACAGCGAAGGAGUCUUCGAUGAGGACAAGUAUAAAGCGUAUAGCCCCCUUUUCUUGCCGGUAACCUUCUCCUUGAGUUACGGAGUAGGAUUUGCAGUCCUGACUUGUUUGAUUACGCACGUACUACUCUACCAUACGAAAGAUAUCAUCAAAACGUUUCGAGGGGAGAGCAAAAAAGAUAUUCACGCCAGGCUGCUUUCUCAGUAUCCUGACGUACCGUGGUGGUGGUACGGUGCCUUGACUCUAACAGUAAAGGUUAUUAUCGUUGCGCUUGCGAUCAUGACACAGUAUGUCUGGCAUACGGGGCUUCCGUUCUGGGGAUUGUUUAUCACGUUGGCCCUGGCUGCCAUUUAUGUCAUCCCAGUUGGAACAGUAUAUGCUGUGGCAAACCUUAACAGCAACUGUCUGACCGUUCUGGGAGAGAUCGUAUCCGGCUAUCUGCUGAAAGGGAAGCCGCUCGUUCUUUUGAUAUUCAAGUUUUAUGCAUACACUGGGCUAAGUCAAGCCAUGUAUUACGGCGCAGACAUGAAGCUUGGAAUGUACAUGAAGAUUCCUCGACGGACUCUGUUCGUUGCCCAGCUGAUUGCCUGCAUCCUGGGGACAUUGACGCAGAACGGGGUCCUGCUCUGGAUGCUUGGAAAUGUGCAAGACGUGUGCUCGGAUGACCAAUCGGACAACUUUACUUGCCCGCAGGGUCGGGUCAACUAUAAUAGUGCCGUUCUUUGGGGAGCUAUUGGACCCACCAGGCUAUACAAUAUCGGAAAGAUAUAUUCCGGUCUUCUGCACUUUUUCUGGAUCGGAGCGUUGCUUCCUAUUAUCACCUUUGCCUUGCGCAAGAAAUUCCCGAAGUCCCGGUUCCUGGAUGCCAUCCACUGGCCGAUUUUCUUCGCUGGCACGGGCAACUUGCCUCCUGCUACGGGUAUCAACUACUCCACAGCGUUUGUAGUCAGUCUUAUUUUCAACAAGAUCAUCAAAGGUCGCAAGCCGCACUGGUGGGCUAAGUACAACUACGUGCUGUCUGCAGCACUGGAUUCAGGGGUUGCCGUCGGAGCCAUAGUGAUCUUCUUCGCGCUGACAUUCCCGGGAAUUACCUUCAACUGGUGGGGUAACACGGUCAAUAGUGGGACGGUGGAUAGCAAGGGCACGCCGUGGCUGGAGCUGAAGGGAAAUCAGACCUUUGGACCGGCGACAUGGUCUUGA
Molecule: messenger RNA, 2250 nt
Organism: Aspergillus niger
Lineage: Eukaryota; Fungi; Ascomycota; Eurotiomycetes; Eurotiales; Aspergillaceae
Exons: 12
Coding region: 1-2250 (749 amino acids)
Biological process (GO): transmembrane transport
Molecular function (GO): oligopeptide transmembrane transporter activity
Source: RefSeq, a predicted model, not a curated record